Quercus robur (English oak) is the source of this 759-nucleotide messenger RNA. RefSeq lists its product as uncharacterized. Gene Ontology annotation, biological process: proteolysis. The transcript has 4 exons. Gene Ontology annotation, molecular function: dipeptidyl-peptidase activity; serine-type exopeptidase activity. The record is from RefSeq and is a predicted model, not a curated record. Lineage: Eukaryota; Viridiplantae; Streptophyta; Magnoliopsida; Fagales; Fagaceae. Bases 1 to 759 code for a protein of 252 amino acids.
AUGAAUACUCUUAGAUCAUUUCAUCUGCUCAUUCUAGUUUUCACAUUUUCUGCUUCUGCUUUUGCUUUUAACAUGCCAAGGCUUGGAACCCUACCGAUAACAAUGCAGCAUGAACCCCAAACAAUAUCUUCAAUAUCCCACCCUGAAGAUUUCAAAACAUACUAUUACAACCAAAAACUGGACCACUUCAACUAUAGGCUUGAUAGCUACACCACUUUCAAACAAAGAUAUGUGAUCAACUAUAGGUAUUGGGGUGGAGCAAAUGCGAGUGCACCAAUAUUUGCGUAUCUUGGCGCAGAAUUUCCCUUGGAUGAGGAAUUUCCAAAUAUUGGAUUUCUCAGUGGUAAUGCCCCCAGGUUUAAGGCUCUCCAAGUAUACAUAGAGCAUCGGUACUAUGGAGAAUCAGUACCAUUUGGAUCAACGAAAGCGGCUUUGAAAAAUGAAAGCAUUCGGGGUUAUUUCAACUCAGCUCAGGCUAUAGCCGAUUAUGCUGCUGUGCUCUUACACAUAAAGAAAAACUUAUCUGCAGAAAAUUCUCCGAUAAUUGUUAUUGGAGGUUCCUACGGUGGAAUGCAUGCUGCAUGGUUUCGGCUAAAGUAUCCUCACAUUGCCCUUGGAGCUAGCUUCUUCAGCUCCAAUCCUGAAACUAGUGAAGGUUGCUACAAAACCAUACAGAAAUCAUGGGCUGAAAUUGACAGAGUCGCUUCAGAGCCUCAUGGUCUUUCAACCCUUAGCAAGCGAUUUAAUACUUGCAAGUAA